CUUCUUGUGACUGGUUAAAUAGCCAACUGGCAAAGUUUUGGUGGGCAGGUCAGGAUAAGGAAAAAGGGAAGUAUUGGAUCUCUUGACCAGCUAUUUAUGUAAGCAAGUUUCGAGGGGGUUUGGGUUUUCGUGACUUCAAUCUCUUUAACAUAGCUAUGCUGGUCAAACAAGCCUGGAAAAUUUUGCAGCAACCUCAUUCAACAUUAGCCCGAGUUUACAAGGCUAGGUAUCAUCAGCAUACGGAGUUCCUCUCUGCGGCUGUGGGUAGUCGUCCGUCUUGGGCAUGGCAAGGUAUGUUACAAGGACGAGAGUUGCUCCGCAAAGGUCUUCGAUGGCAGGUGGGAUGCGGAACGGCGAUCAACAUCCUUCUCGACAGCUGGUUGCCUUCUUCUCCCCCCUCUGCCCCCUCACUACUUCCAGGUGUUGUUCUCGCCAAUCCUUUUGUAGCUUCUUUAAUUCACCCCUUGACCCGAUCUUGGAAUGUAGAGUUGAUCAAAGGUACAUUCCAGCAGGAGAGUGUGAAAUGGAUCCUUUCAAUUCCUCUUCCCGCUAACCCCCUUCCUGAUAGACUGAUUUGGCACUUUUCGGAAUCCGGUUUAUACAUUGUCAAGUCCGGCUAUCAUCUUCUUUCUUCUGAGCGAGAUGAUAUGUCUCCUAGCCUCCUACCCCAACUUAAUUCCAAGUUAUGGAAGUGCCUUUGGAGCUUGCCUCUCCCUCCGAAAUUGAAAUUCUUCCCGUGGAGAGUUGUUCGUGGUUUCCUUCCUCUUUGUACAAUACUCCAAGAUAAGUCCCUGUGCCCCUCGCGCACCUGUCUUGUAUGUUCAGCCGCUGAUGAGACCGUUACUCAUUGUUUUCUUGAUAGCAGGAUUGCAAGGGAGGUGUGGAUGCUUGCUGGCAAGAGCCCAUUUGCGACAUGAACUGAGCCUCAUUCCUACUGAAUUCUUGUGGCCUCGUCCCUUCUUCUCUAUGCAGUUAUCCAUGGAUCAAAUUGCCGAGACGGUGUUCAUUUCCUGGCGGCUAUGGAAGGGGAGAUAUUGGUCAAUUUAUGACCAUAUUCAAUACCUCCCUCCAGCUAUUUUUCGUCAAUUCCGGUCCCAAGCGGCGGAACGGCAAUUGGCCACUAACUCACCCCCAACAGCAGCAUCCGACCCAGCGACGUUCUGCUGCCACCAUCUCGCACUCCGUCAAGUCCAUUAGGUGGAUUGCUCAUGCGGUUCGAUGGAGCUACCAGGAAGAAUGAAUGUGGCAGCAUUGGUUUUGUGGGUAUCUCAUCGGGAGAUUCAUUAGUCUGUGCUUGUGGUAAAAAGUAUCCAGGUUUGGAUGAACCCUUCCUCCUUGAAUUAUUAGCUCUUAGAGAUGCUAUGAAUUGGUGUUUAAGUCAUGGUUUUAAUGCCGUUUGCUUUUGUGGAGAUUCACAAUUGGUUAUCCGCCAAGUUUCCUCAGGUUCAUUUCAACAUGGCAGAGGAGGGGCGAUUCUGGAAGAGAUUCUCUUGCUGAAGUCUGCUUUCACCUUUGUUUAGUUUGUUUUUGCUCCUCGUACUACUAACAGGGCUGCCCAUUGCAUUGCAUCGGCAGAUCACCACUUGGUUGACUGUCGCUUUUUACUUUCAAACUUAUUGUAAUUAGCUAUCGAUCUACUAUCUAUCUAUGGCGCAAAAAAAAAAAAAAAGUAAAACCCAACCACUUUGUAGAAUACUAAUGUAAUCCUUCUUGUUUCUCUUGCAGCCCAGCAACUGUUGUGACUUGCCAACAAACAAAACCAGCCAAACAAACCACAUCCUUCCUCCCUACCUUUCAACUGUUUUUACACCUACAUUGCCAUUGCAAGGAAAAAUGUCAAGACUAGGUAGGAGUAGGGCCAUCCUCAUGUUCAUUUACAUGGCGCGUAUCAACGUCCAUUGGCCCAACCGUCAUUAAACGUCACUAUAUGGUUAACAAAUAGGAUCAUCGAGAUUUGAAUGGAAUACUUCACAAUCAUAAAAUGCUGAUAAUGCCAUGGUUCAUGGCGGUGUAGCAACUCCAGCCGGCAGCCGCAACUAACAGUCUAACACGUUGAGUUCUUCUUCUUCAUCUUUCCAUAGACGUGUUCCUCACUUAAACCCUAGAGCUGGAAACCGUUCGUGGCAUGCCAAGUAAAAUAAGGACAUAAAUCUAUCAGGCAGUCCAAUAAAUAUUCUCUGCAGAUCUCACUAACGAAAUAAAAGUGAUACCACCGGCCGCCACGUUGAACUACUUAGUUUGAUUAAAAUAUAACAUAAUCUCCUAACGGAAAUCUCACAAAUUUCUACCAAAAAAAGAGAUCUGCAAAAUUAAUUAAGAGCUUGAGGAGUUGGCCAAACGUGGCUGGGCACCAAUUAAAACUAGUCAACUUGAUAGGCACACCAGUUAUUUGCCUUCCACGUGUUUCUUGCCUAUAUACCGACGUGAUAAUUUGACAAAUAAUCAACUAGGCAAUUUCGAUUCUCAUUACUAUACACCAUGAAUUCUUACUAAUAGAAUGAUUUGUGGAAUUACAAGAGUUGGUUUCAUCGAGUUACUCGUUCGAAAAUUUUAUAAAGAGAUUGCGAAGAAACUAAUAUAAUUUUUAUAUUCAGUAAAAUUCUACAUAAAAUUAAACUAGUCCUAUUCAUAAAUCCAGUUAAAAUGCUUGUUAAUAAUCCGACCCUCUACGCUUUCCAGCAUUACGUAUCACUCGUUCCACGAAAUUCGAAUCGAUUUCAACUAAACCAUAAAUAGAUGUGUCUACCUCUACUCUCUAGUCUCUACCCAUCCCACUACAAGAGAAAAAAAAAAUUCAAUGACAGGAGGAAAGGUGAGUCAGCAUGAGGUUCCUUUUACGUUUCUUGUUCAGCUCACCGACCCUUUUGACUUCCCACCACCUAAACGAACCUUCCAUUGCCAAAACCCAAACCCUCAAAUCUCCUAUAUAAAAACCAUUCCUUCAUCUCCCUUGCUCCAUUAUCAAAAAGCUGAUAAGCCCCAUUUCUCGAGAGAGAGCAAAAUGUCGAGUACAUAUUGGACCAUCUUGUUCAUUUCCUUCACGGUAGCCACGUCCUCGUGGGCCCAACCGGCCACCACCGGCGGCGGCCCAGACACCGUCACGAACCUCCAGUUCUACUUCCACGACAUCGUCAGCGGGAGGAACCCGACCGCGGUUCAGAUCAUCAAGGCACCUUCCGGCUCGUCCGGGUUCGGCCAGGUCAACGUGGCGGACGACCCGCUGACCGUGGGCCCCGACGCGGGCUCCAAGGCCGUGGGCCGGGCCCAGGGGCUGUACGGGGUGGCGAGCCAGAGCAUGACCGACAUGGCGCUGCUGAUGGUCCUGAGCUACGGGUUCACGGACGGCCCGUACAAGGGCAGCUCGCUCAGCAUCAUGGGCCGGAACCCGGCUAUGAGCCCGACCCGGGAGCUGCCCGUGUUGGGCGGGACGGGGGUUUUCCGGAUGGCGCGAGGAUACGCGCUCAUGAAGACGGUGUCGUUUAAUGCCGCGGGAGAUGCCGUUGUGCAUUAUAACGUCACGGUGUAUACGCCGGCUUCCAACGGGAAUAAUGGGCCGACUUCGCCGAGCUCCACCGCUGCAGGCGGCGGAGGGAGCACGAGGACUUCUUCUUCUUCUUCGUCGCCGGCGACGAUGGCCGGUAGACAGGGGUGGCUCGUUAGCUUUGUUGUGGCUUGUGCCGCUUUCAUUUGUUUUAUUCUAUAGUUCUCUGUAGUAUGGGAAUGAGAUUACUAUUGUGCUCAUUAGGAGAUUAGCUGACUCAAUCAUUUGUAAUACUAUUGGAAGAUGUUUUUUUUUUUUUUACAUUAAUUAAUACCAUUGAAGAUCUUUCUUUUCCUUAGACAGAUAAUUAAGAGCAUUAUUUACUACACGGUAAAGUGAGUGUUAGUGUUUUGAGUUACAAAUUGAACUUGUGUCGUAACAUUAGUUAAUCGUAUAAGUUCAGUUUGUGCUAUAUAAAUAAAUAUGUAUCUUUACAUUAUGAUACAAAUUUAGAUUGUGAAUCUGUACAGAAAGAUAUAGGUAUGACGCAAUCGAAUAGCAGAUAUCAAUUUUUGCAUUCUUGUAGAUUUGCAAUCAAACUUACAUUACAAAAUGGAACUAUCGUGACAUGAUAUUUUGUUCAACCCGUAUGUCCAUAACGAAAAAUUCAUGACUUUAAUGAGAAGAUAAUAUAAAUAAAACGAGUAUAUAAGUUAAACGGGAUUUAACUUGAGUAUCUAGAGGGACAUUCGUUAUACCACUUUCAAAAAUUUAUUCAAUACACGAUUGCAUACUAUAAUUUUGAACCACGUAUGAAACGAAAAUUAUAACUUUCUGUUUAACUAUACGUACUUCAUCAUUGUCUAUAUCAACAUAUUGAGAUAUAUUCCAAGCAUGCUCCACUACUCUAAUAAAUAAGAGAAUUUAAUUUUGCUCAAUCCAUAUUAUAUAUGUGGUCUCUGUCGACCCUGUUACUUUGAUUCAUGGAACCAGCUGGCUGGAUUUCUUUUCUUGCCAACUUAUGCAUUCUUCUUUUGCAAAUGGGUGUCACUACCGAAUCCCACGAAUGAAACAUAGUAUUGCAGUAGUUGUGACAUUGAACUCAACUAAUCAAAUACAGUUCAACCAAAAAGAAAAAUAGAACUCGAAUAUAGUGCUACAACAAACCGAACCCCAACCAAAAAUUAUAUGAUCUGGAGAAUCAAUCAUGGAACUGAGAGAUGGGGAAGUUGGCCUAACGUGGGUGGAAAAUAACGCCUACCUCUCUGUCUACCAAAUAGUUGAAUGAUAGGAGGAUUUUCUUCUAAGACCGUCCAAAGUAAUGGUGAAAAGGAGAAAAAGUGAAGAAUUGAAGCUCAAAUGGAGAGGCAAACAAGGGUAAAACAGUGGAAUUGGAAAACAUAGGCCCCGUUUAGUAUCGAUUUGUUGUUGUGGUUGCAGUGGUGUUGUGUAAACAGAUGUACAACCACAACAGUAAAAAAAAAUAGAAAACACAAACCUGUUUAGUUGAUAAUAUGAAAAAUAAUAAAAGCAGACUACAAGAAACAAAAACACGUUCAGUUACUACUAUUAGAACUAAAAACCAGAAAAGAGAGGAGGCGGCGAUGGGGGAAAGGAUUCGCAGUCGGCGGCGGGGAAUCUAGAGGAGGUGGCGGGAGGAAAGGGAGGCGACGAGAAUCGAGAGGAGGAGGCAACAGGGGAAAAGGCUGGCGGUGGGGGGAAAGGAUUCGAAGUUGGUAGCGGGGAAAGGGAGACGACGGGAAUUGAGAGGAGGAGGCAGCAGGGGUUGUGAGGUCGGGCGACAGGGUAAAGGGAGGCGGCUUCGUCGGCGGCGAGGGGGGAGAUGGACGAUAUCGACGACCUGGGUCUCGAGAGGAAGAAGUUGAGAGAGGGAGGGAGCUGUUGGGCGACGGGUUUGGGAGAAGAUGAGGGUAGGGUUGGCCGACUAGGGUUUGAAGGUGGGUUUGUGAGUUAAAAAAAAGAGAAUUUUUUUGCUUUAGGUGGGAUUCGAAUUGAGGGUUGUUUUAAUGAAAACAAACGGGAAUCCCGUGUAAAACAUGUAGAAGAAUCAAAUCCAAAACAAUAAAUUGUUGUUUCUCAAAUUUGGCCCCUGUUGUGCAAAUAUGAUUCACAACAAAAAAUAAAAACCAAACUAAACAUGUAUUUUUUUU
Linum trigynum is the source of this 5652-nucleotide messenger RNA. Lineage: Eukaryota; Viridiplantae; Streptophyta; Magnoliopsida; Malpighiales; Linaceae. The record is from the annotation of a GenBank genome assembly.